AUGACCGGAGAUAAACCACCAGAAAAAUCGACCGCCAGUGGCAGUGGUAAUAGUAAUACCAUCGACGCUAACUCCCCCUAUUACAUCCAUCCAUCCGAUCUACCAAAACAGCUUCAUGUAAACGAUGUUUUGACCGAUGGAAAUUACAACGAUUGGGCCAAAGAGAUGGCCAAUUUUUUGUUUGCAAAAAAUAAAAUGGAGUUCGUUGAUGGGACGAUCCCGAAACCAGAAACCACCUCUGAUCAAUACAUGCAGUGGAUGUGUUGCGAUGGUAUGAUCAUUGGAUGGUUCACGACGGCAGUGGACAAGGAUAUCAGGUCGAGUGUUCGAUACGCAAAUACAUCUUCUGAGAUUUGGAAGGACUUAAAAGAACGAUUCGGUAAAGAAAGUGCACCUCGCGCCUAUGAAUUGAAACAAUUUCUCUCUUGUACGCAUCAGGAUGGGGCCUCUGUUUCAUCUAAUUACACCAAGCUCCACAGUAUAUGGGACGAAAUACGUUCGGUUUUGCCAAUCCCACAAUGCACAUGUGGGAAUUGUUCAUGCGAUAUUGGAAAGAGGUUGAAUGAUUUCAAAGAAAAGGAACAAUUGUACGAGUUUCUGAUGGGAUUUUUUCGAACAUAA
Erigeron canadensis is the source of this 621-nucleotide messenger RNA. RefSeq lists its product as uncharacterized. The record is from RefSeq and is a predicted model, not a curated record. The transcript has a single exon. Bases 1 to 621 code for a protein of 206 amino acids. Lineage: Eukaryota; Viridiplantae; Streptophyta; Magnoliopsida; Asterales; Asteraceae.